Messenger RNA from Zingiber officinale, 1542 nucleotides. Its product is annotated as premnaspirodiene oxygenase-like. Lineage: Eukaryota; Viridiplantae; Streptophyta; Magnoliopsida; Zingiberales; Zingiberaceae. Bases 1 to 1542 code for a protein of 513 amino acids. The transcript is spliced from 2 exons. Gene Ontology annotation, molecular function: oxidoreductase activity, acting on paired donors, with incorporation or reduction of molecular oxygen; iron ion binding; heme binding. The record is from RefSeq and is a predicted model, not a curated record.
AUGGCGGAUCUCCACCUCACUCCUCUCUUCCUUCUCCUCCUCACCUUCUUCUUCUUCAUUGCCGGACUGCGGAAGCUUUUCCGCAACUCCGGCAAAGGCCGCCUCCCGCCAGGGCCAUCGAAGCUCCCCAUCAUCGGUAGCCUCCACCUCCUCCGCAAUGGCCUCCUCCACCGCACCCUGCGCGACCUCGCCGGCGUCCACGGCCCCCUCAUGCUCGUCCGCCUCGGCCAAGUCGACCUCGCCGUCGCGUCCUCCCCUGAGGCCGCAAUGCAGAUCACCAAGACCCACGACCUCAACUUCGCCUACCGCCCUCAGCUCCUCUCCCCUUCGAUCCUCUGCUACGGCUGCACAGACAUCGGCUUCGCCCCCUACGGCGGCUACUGGCGCCAGAUCCGCAAGAUCUGCGCCACCGAGCUCUUCAACGCCAAUCGCGUCAAGUCCUUCUUCGCCAUCCGCGCGGAGGAGCUCGCCAAGCUGCUGCGCGUCGCGGCGGCGGCGGCGGAAGAGGGCCGGCCGCUGAACGUGAACCACGAGCUGACGACGCUGUCGAACAACGUCGUCUCCCGCGCCUCCUUCGGCUUCAAAUGCCCCGAGCAGGACUCGCUCAUUGCCAUCAUAAAGGACGUCAUGAUGCUCGCCUCCGGCUUCUGCGUCGGCGAUCUUUUCCCGUCGCUGAAGCUGGUGGACUUGAUCUCCGGCCUCGCCUCCAAGCUGAAGAAGCUUCACCGCAAAGCCGACGAGAUUCUUGACGCGGCCAUCGAAGAGCACCAAAAGAACCAGAGCGAAGGCGAUGAGAAAGAUCUCCUGGACAUUCUGUUGCUCCUUAAAGACGAUGGAACCAUGGAGAUCCCAAUCACAUUCGACAACAUCAAAGCUGUGAUUUUGGACAUCUUCACCGGAGGAACAGAGACCUCAUCGACAGUCGUGGAGUGGACGAUGUCAGAGCUGAUGAGGAACCCCGAGGUGAUGGCGAAGGCCCAAGCAGAAGUGCGAGAAGUGAUGCGGAGGAGACCAAGGGGUCUCGUCGACGAGGAAGUCGUCGGCGAGCUCCAUUACCUGAAGCUGGUGAUCAAAGAGAGCCUGCGACUGCACCCGCCUCUGCCUCUCCUCGUGCCGAGGGAGGCUAAGGAGACGUGUCGGGUGCUGGACUACGAUCUGCCGGCGGGAACGAGGGUGGUGAUCAACGCGUGGGCGCUGGGGAGGGACCCGCGCUACUGGGGCGACGACGCCGAGCAGUUCCGGCCGGAGAGGUUCGAGGGCACCGCGUUUGACUUCCGAGGGAACCACCUGGAGUACUUGCCUUUCGGCGCCGGGAGGAGGAUAUGCCCCGGCAUAGCGUUCGGGAUGGCGACGGUGGAUCUGGCGUUGGCACAGAUGCUGUUCUACUUCGACUGGGAGCUACCGAGAAGAGCAGGGGCGACGUCGCCGCCGGAAGAACUGAACAUGGAGGAGCUAUUCGGAUCGAGCGUGGUGAGGAAGGAGGAGCUCCGCCUAGUGCCGGUGCUUCGAUAUCCCUUACCGCCUAGAGAAUUAAUGCAAUAA